AUGGAUAUGCUGGAUUUUCUUGAUCUGUCUCAUAACCAGCUCUCUGGCAAGAUACCUACAAGUCUGGCAGAAAUACACACGCUUGGUUUUCUUGAUUUGUCGAACAACAAUUUGUCUGGAAAAAUUCCAACGGGUACUCAACUUCAGAGCUUCAAUGCAUCGGCUUAUGCUGAUAAUGAUGGACUAUGUGGCGACCCACUGCCAAAAUGCCCUGGAGAUAGCUUGAGGCCAUCCACCAAUAAUCCACGGGAAAACAUGAAUGAGAACGACGACAACAACCUCUCACUUAUGCAAGAAGUUGCCAUAUCAAUAGGCUUUGGUUUUAUCUUUGGAUUUUGGGGAGUUGUUGGCUCUUUUCUACUAAAGAAAUCAUGGAGAACUGCAUUCUUCAACUUACUUGAUGCAGCUGGAGAUUGGGUCUACGUCAGGAUUGCUGUGUUUGUAUCCAAAUGCAAACGAGGCUGA
Messenger RNA from Salvia hispanica, 465 nucleotides. The record is from RefSeq and is a predicted model, not a curated record. NCBI's taxonomy places the organism in Eukaryota, Viridiplantae, Streptophyta, Magnoliopsida, Lamiales, Lamiaceae.